CUUUACGACAGGCAUCCUGAUGUUCCCAUGGCAACAGGCACGCUUCCUCCUCCAUCGGACAGAGUGGGAGGAUGUUUUACUCGCUCUGGAGCUCGUUUAUUGCUUUCUGGUUCCAGUUGGACGACACUGAACCGUUUGGUGCGAGACACUAAAAUGGACUGUGAUGUCUGUGGGAAACAGCAUGUGACGAGGACGUCUUCAACCUGCAUCAGUUUGAGGCUUUACAGGAUUUACACAGGAAAGGAGCUUUAGAACUUUCUGAUGUAGAAGCUUUUUACUGAAACUGUGAGCUCAAAGAACUUUAACCACCGUUGACGUAACCGAGUCGUCACUUGGACCCCGUUUUCUGCGGCUGCGCUGCCCUCUAGUGGCCACGGCAUGUAUUACCUCCGCCAAAUGCUCUAAACUCACCGAGCUGGUGAGUUUAGAGCAUUUCACGUUUUACUCAGGUUUGAUUCCAGAGCGGUUUGUUACCUUUUACAGACUUUAAAGCUCGUCUCAUGUAAUUUACCUGCAGCACGUUCAGCACCUGAAUGAGCGAGGGUUUAAUCAGCGGCCGCUGCAGUCGUCGCGUCGUGAUAACCCGGUCACGGUGUGUUUACGUGCGUGCGAUCACUGUGUCACUGACUUAUUGAUCGUGUAGUAACGACGCGUGCUACAGCCCGAAGCGCAGAAUAAAUUGCCUGCGUCGCAUGGAUCACAUGUCAGUGUCAAAGUCAGACGCUCAAACCGGGAGCGGAGCGCGCGCACGCACACGCGCGCACACACACACACACACACACACGCAUACACACGCACACACACGCACACACACACACAGAGUCCCUGCGGUCUCGCAGCCGGAUCAAUGUCAUGCAAGCGUCGACAUCCAGCAUAGGAAAGUUGUAGUCAUGGCAACGACCCAGGCCUGUAUUACGCCCACUAAAUCGAUGAGGUUCUGUGUGGCGAGCCGAACCCCCGUCCCACAUUCAGACGCGCUCGCCCUCCUCUGCUGAGCACACGGAAUCGGAAUCACGCUGAGGACGGACGGAGGAGGACAAACGAUGGCGCAGCAGAUGUGGACUUGGGCGCUUUGUCUUCACCUGGUGGCGGCGGCUGCAGCCGCUCAGAAGGUUGACGGAGCCCAGGACGGAGGCAGCAUCAGCCACUCUCUGGCUCUGGUGCAGCGGCUGGACGCGCUGCUGCUUCAGGGCAAUGGCAGCGACGUGUCCCUGAGGGUGGAGACGCCCAGCGCGGACGACGUCAAGGUGAUCCCGGUCCACGCGCUGGUCCUGUCCCUGCAGAGCCCCGUGUUCGAGGAGAUGCUGCUGGGCCGCAACGCCAGCGUGCUGGUGCUGGAAGAGAGCUCGGAGUGCGCAGCCGUGUUCGACAAGUUCAUCAGGUACCUGUACUGUGGAGAGAUCUCUGUGCGUCUAGACCAGGCCACACCGUUACACAGACUGGCCACCAAGUACCAGGUGCUGGGUCUCCAGGAGGGCAUCACCCAGUACAUGAGGCAGAACCUGGCCCGGGACUCGCCCUCGGGCCACGUGGCGGGCUGGUACGAGUACGCGCUGCAGGCCGGGGACGGCACCUUGGCCGACAGCUGCCUCCAGUACCUGUCCUGGAACCUGUCGUCGGUGCUGCAGAGCGGGGAGUGGCUGGGCGUCAGCGCCCACCUGCUCAUGGCCCUGCUGCAGCGCUCGGACCUGGUCCUGCAGAGCGAGGUUGAGCUGUUUGCGGGUCUGGAGGCGUGGAUCGUGCACCGGCAGCCGGACGGGUUGACGGCGGAGAACGCCCUGCGGGCCGUGCGCUACGCCAUGAUGCCCCCCCGGGACCUCUUCCGCCUGCAGACCCAGUCGCCGGUGCUGGCUCGGUAUCAGGAGUCGGUGCGCGACCUGCUCUACCUGUCCUUCCAGUUCCACGCGGCCUCCCCCGUGCACAUGGCCAAGUACUUCGACGUGAACUGCAGCCUGUUCGUGCCCAGGAACUACCUGUCGCCGCUGUGGGGCGCCGCCUGGCCCGUCCACAACCCCACGCGCGACGACCGCAGCAUCAGCUUCCAGACGCAGCUGGGGCCCAGCGGCCACGACGCCAGCAAGCGGGUCACCUGGAACGCGCUGUUCUCGCCGCGCUGGCUGCCGCUCAGCAUGAGGCCCAUGUACGCGGAGACGGGCGCCAUGCAGCCCACGCGCGUGGAGGGGGGGCGGCCCCGCGUCAUCGUCACGCCGGCCACCUCCAGCGCCGACUUCGCCGGCGUGACCUUCCAGAAGACGGUGCUGGUGAUGGGCCAGCAGGGCGGGAAGGUGGUGGUGAGGCACGUGUACAACUUCCACCAGAGCACGGAGGAGAGCGGCGACUUCCUGUCGGCGGCCGACCUGCACCGCCGCACGUCCGAGGACCUGGUGGACGGCUCGCUGCUGCUGCACGUGGUGGUGAAGCCCCUGUACCAGACGCUGGUCGCCAGCAGGAGCUGAAAGCUCCCAGCCCCGCUGCAGCUUCACUGGGCCAAAGUUCCAGACCGGCUUCACUUCCUCGUCCUCGUUCAUGUGUAUUGUUUGGAGAACAAAGGUGCUAUUGUUAAAGGGUCGCUGUUGUCACUAAACGCUGACUGGGCGGAUUGUGACUCCUCCCAGCUCAGAGUCUGCUGAGUUACACAUCAGCAAAGGUUCAUCCAGCUGAACUUCAGGACUGGCUCCAUGUGAGACCCUCCUCCCUCGUAGACCCCCCCUUCCUCACAGACCUCCCUCAUAGACCCCCCUCGUAGACCCCCCCCCCCCAUAUACCCCCCCCCCCCCCCCCCCCUCCCUCACAGACCUCCCUCAUAGACCCCCCCCCCCUCCAGGUCCCUGUCUGAUUGAGCUCAGAGUCACAGCUGCAUGAGUCACUGUUUCCUGAUAAUAAAGAUUUGUACUGCAGGUUUAAUCUAAACUGAACGUUGUGCUGUCGCCUCCCUGUCAUGUGCAGUUGGAGUUUGGUCUCAGUUCUACACAAAACAAAAAGUCUGAGCAAUGACUAGAAACAGACACUGUAUCAAACGUUAAAACGGGGAAAUGACUCUGAUUCCAGCCACAUAAACCUUCU
Messenger RNA from Betta splendens (Siamese fighting fish), 3063 nucleotides. RefSeq names its product BTB (POZ) domain containing 17a (gene btbd17a). Gene Ontology annotation, molecular function: protein binding. Bases 1044 to 2456 code for a protein of 470 amino acids. NCBI's taxonomy places the organism in Eukaryota, Metazoa, Chordata, Actinopteri, Anabantiformes, Osphronemidae. The record is from RefSeq and is a predicted model, not a curated record. The transcript is spliced from 3 exons.